GGUCUUACCUGCUGUCGACUCAGAGAGCGGUGAAGAAAUGCCGGGGGUUGUGCUGCUCUUCCCCCACAAGCUGAGCCUCCAAGAGACAGCGAGGGGCAGAGGUGUGAACCCGCCUGGGCGGGGGGAGACAGAAUUCGCGGGCUGAUGCACCGAGACCGAGCGAGCUCCUUGCAGUUGCGGUGCCUGGAUCGAGACCUCCGCCGUGACGGCGAUCGCUAGCCAGCAAGCCCUCGCGCACCCUUGGCUCCUCACCAGCAGAGAGGAAUUGUGCUGACAACUGGCAAUGACCCUCCAUCGCAUCAGCAUCCCCAUAACCACCGGAAAGAAUUGCUGAACCAGAGGCAGAAGCUGACUCUAGGUGACUACAUCACCACCCCUGCCAGAUGAGCACGGACCAGCAAUCCAAAGCAGCACCAGUCAAGAGAGAGAUGUGCCCAUCCACCUCCCAGCUGCAAAUGAGGGGAAUGACCUGCCUGUCGCUUCUUAGAGGGGAAUGACUUCUCUCAGUGCUUUUGUCUCAGUGCCUCGUUAGCCCACCAGCAGGCUCAACCCUCUGGUUGAGACCUUCCCCUGAUCCCCGCCGGGCAUGUCAGCUUCCAAUAUGUCUCAGACAUGCAAGGAUUACAGCUUCCACCACCACCUCCUCCUGCCCGGCUACAUCCUGAUAUUCAUUACAGGUUUGAUGCUGAACGUGAUGGCCCUAUGGAUAUUCAUCCGCUACCUGCGCCUGAAGUCUGUAGUGAUGAUCUACAUGUUCAACCUGGCCGUGAGCGACCUCACCUUCACGCUCCCUCUGCCGUUGCGACUCUACUACUAUUCCAACCACCACUGGCCUUUUGGUAACACCCUGUGCCAGGUCUCUGGCUCUGUCUUCCAGAUCAACAUGUAUGGUAGCUGCCUCUUCCUCAUGUGCAUCAACCUGGACCGCUACGUUGCCAUUGUCCACCCGCUUCGCUGGCGGCAUCUGCGGCGCCCCAAGGUGGCCAAGCUCCUCUGCCUGAUCGUCUGGGUUGUGAUCUUCAUGGGCUCCAUCCCCACAGCCAUAGUCCACAAGCAAAACCACUGCGAGGUGCAGAACCAGACCAUUUAUCUGUGCUUUGAAAGCUUUAGUGACAACAUGUGGCAGAACAACCUCUUCCCCCUCGUCGUCCUGGCUGAAAUCUUGGGUUUUCUCCUGCCUCUCAGCUCUGUGACAUACUGCUCGAUUCGGAUCUUUCAGGAGCUCUGCCAGGACAGCCAGACGAAGACCCUGCGACAGCAGAAGACCAUCCGUCUCCUCUUGGUCAAUCUGGUCAUCUUCAUCAUUUGCUUUGUGCCCUACAACACUACCCUGGCAGUUUAUGGGAUGAUAAAGGCCCGGGUGGUGAAGGCUGAGCAAGAAACACAGGUCUCCGUGCGCCAAGUAUUAAUUAUGACAAUGCUGUUGGCCAGCAUGAACUGCACGCUGGACCCCUUGAUCUACUACUUCAGUACUGAGGGUUUCCGUAACACCUUUAAGAAACUGCGGCGGGGACAAGCCUGGGACUCAGAGAUAGGGACGCUUAAGAAGCAGGUUGGGCACAGUAAGUCAACCCGAGGCCACACUGUCUCAAAAGAGAAACAGUUCCCACUGGGGGACUUCAUCUGUUCCAGUGAAUCUUUGCCAUCACUUCCUCCUGCAGUAUUUUUGAAUGGCCCUAUGGAGGACUCGGAAAUAUAACCACAGAAAGGUCACACCAUUGCAGAGUUGCAGAGUCACCCAUUCAAUAAUUACAGCAAGACUGUGGGAAACAGCUCAGGGUAACUUAGCAAACUGUUUGAGGGAGCGCAGCAGACUGUACGUGGGUGAACGUGAUGAUACAAAGCUGAAGGAUGAAAGGUUGUUUUGAAUAAACGGAGAUGUCUUGGUGA
Messenger RNA from Aquila chrysaetos chrysaetos, 1890 nucleotides. It is a transcript of the gene LPAR5, whose product is annotated as lysophosphatidic acid receptor 5. The transcript is spliced from 3 exons. Gene Ontology annotation, molecular function: G protein-coupled receptor activity. The record is from RefSeq and is a predicted model, not a curated record. The coding region runs from base 587 to 1699 and encodes 370 amino acids. Gene Ontology annotation, biological process: behavioral response to pain; G protein-coupled receptor signaling pathway. NCBI's taxonomy places the organism in Eukaryota, Metazoa, Chordata, Aves, Accipitriformes, Accipitridae. Gene Ontology annotation, cellular component: membrane.